UCCGACGUUGGGAAACCACUGAUCUGUUCCGGGCUCCUCGGGAAACUUCUACGAGGAGCGAGAGAAGGAAGUUGCAGCCCAUGUUAGGAAAUGUUCUCCCUGGGGCGUUACUGUUCGCCGGACGGCUCCGAGCGCUGAGCGCACACGGGAUUCGGUCUUAGGCGUGGAUCGUCAUCACAAUAAUAACAGUAGUGAUAAAAAAAAAUCAUUCACCAUCAUGGCUCAAGCAAAAAUCCAGGCGAAAAUGAACGAAGCUCCCUGCAGCAAGUUCAGCAGGACGCUGUCCAUGGCAGAUCGCUCCGGACGACUCCUGGAAAGUUUGGAUCAGCUGGAAACCAGGGUGGAGGCUUUACGCGAGGCAGCAUCGGCCAUGGAGCAGGAAAGGGAGUGCAUCCUGGAAAUGAUUCAGUCCAUACAGAACAGUCAAGAGAUACGCAACAUCUGUGCUGGGGAGAGAGAGGAGUUAAAUUUAACCGCCAAUCGUCUAAUGGGCCGAACGCUGUCUGUGGAGAUCUCUGUUGGCACAAUCAGAAACUCCCAGCAGGAGGAGGCGCUGCAAAAGGCCAGAUCUAUAAUAGAUGAAAUAGUGAAAAAGUUACUGGAUGACAUGGACGGUGGCCGGCAGCAGCUGCUGGCUCUGCACGCGGCCUGUGUGACUGAGGCGACGCCCGUCCCCAUCAACCAAAAGUUUCAGGCCUUAGUGAUCAGCUGCGCCCUGGAAGACCAGAAGAAGAUCAAGCAGAGGCUGGAGACUUUGUUGAGGAACGUCGAAAAUGCUGUAAAGAACAUCAAGAUUAUGGAUCACCAAAAACUGGAGGACCCGCAAGCCAAUGGCAGUCAAUAGGACGCGUCACCACAACAUAAAAUGUGACUUACAUGCUACUAACCUCACUCUGUCGUAACCCAGACCAGUCACUAAGGGACAAAUUACAGUGAUACCGAACUUUAGGGCCAAAAAUACAGAAAAGCACAUCUCACGAGUGAACACACAUUAUCAUUCACCCGGAAGGAAUAUUAAAGUGAUUUCUGUGCAUAAUCAAGUUUUAUUUUCACAUUAUCGUCAUAUACACUUACCCACUUAAUACGAAUCGUUUAUUAUUUAAAUCCACUACACCAUGCUUGUUCACAUACACACUUGAGACAGAAAAAGAUACAACAGCAUAGUUCCUCAUUGCAGGUUUGUUCAUUUUUCUUGGAAAAUCCAGUGCUGAAAAUCAACGUAUAAAUAAGUGACCAUAAUGUGUCAGUAUAUAGUCUACCAAGGUGAUACUGCAGUGUAAAAAGCAGUUAAUAGCUAUUUUAUAUCUAGGUUGCAGUCACUGUGAUAAGGAAAGUGACUUAUCCAACAUCUGGACUGAGGAUCAGCACAAGAGCAUCCAAAUAACAGUGAAAGAAUGUGCCUGGUGAGCACUGGUUAAGGUUAGAAAAUUGCUCAAUGAAUCCAGUGUUCAUUGAGUAUCUUUUUCUGUUUCACUGUCUCACCUUCUGGAUCAGGCACUUGGUUAAGAAUUUGGGGAGUGCAUACACUACCUCUUUGUGUGAAGGCAACACAAAUCACAUUAAGCUGUGGAUUUUAGUUCAUAUUUGCACAAAGCCGUUUUUAAUGUUAGAUUGUGUCAAAAAACUAAAUAAAAAAAACACUUUGACUAAUAAGUGAAUGUGUCAGGGGCGUCCUAUUGCUGUAACAGAUGGGAAUACAGUUAUCAGUUGGUUCUCUAUUCUACAGCCAGUAGGUUAUAACACCCUGAAUGAGCGCUUGUCUGCUGUCUUCUUUUUAACUAUCCAGUAACAUACACGAGUUAGUCUAUAGACUGUACGCUGUUAGUGUCAAAGAUAUUUUUAAAGUGGAGACGUAGCCAAAACAAUCACCUGCUGUAAAAAGCUAUACACAAAACAACAACUUCAACGGGGCAAUGGUAACAUAGUGCUAUAGUCACAUGCUAGUCAGCUAUAAACAUCUUAGUAAGUUUAACUAUAAAGUCUUAACUCAAGGCCCCCAUAUUAGCUUUUUAGGAGCUUUCAACCAUCUCGCAUGUUCUUCCUCUAUGGAGAGAGCUUGAGCAAACCCCACUUGCUGAUGAAGAAUGCGACUUGUUGUUGAAAGAGUUUGUUUUUUUUCUGUCAAACUAGUUUCCAGGGUCAAGACUAAACUUCCACGCCCAUCUAGGUUACUUGAUUAACUUUCAUGGGGAGCUGAACACCAUCUUUUAGCAACAUUUACACUUUUGUGAUUAUCUCGCCCUGUUAACUCUGACCAAAUGCAACUAAACAAAAUGUUUAAAUGUGAACUUUUGGUUUAAAGCUUGUAUUGACAGAAGAUAAUGGUCAUUUGAAAUUACACACUGGAUGCCGAAG
Molecule: messenger RNA, 2355 nt
Organism: Xiphias gladius (swordfish)
Lineage: Eukaryota; Metazoa; Chordata; Actinopteri; Istiophoriformes; Xiphiidae
Gene: bag2
Product: BCL2 associated athanogene 2
Exons: 3
Coding region: 218-844 (208 amino acids)
Biological process (GO): protein stabilization
Molecular function (GO): protein-folding chaperone binding; adenyl-nucleotide exchange factor activity
Source: RefSeq, a predicted model, not a curated record